AUUUUUAUUGCGAGUGAGCUCACCGCCUAUGGAGGUGACCUGACCUCGCAACCACCCCUCUUUCUUCGCCCGCCCGCAUCCUCCCCAUGUCUUCCGCUCGUCGAAGAAAAGAACAAGGCAAAGAUGGCAACUUUCCAGUUCGCCAGAUCUAGCUUCUCGCCCACACUCCGCUUCCGGCUGUUGGCCCCGCUCCCUCGUCGGGUCUCCACCAUCCCCCUCCGCUGCUGCCUCCAGAAGGACGGCGGCGUGCCAAAUGGGGAGGAGCCGCCGGAGUCGUUAUUCAUGAAGGAGCUGAAGCGGAGGGGCAUGAACCCGACGUCUCUGUUGGAGGACAGCGAUGGUGGGACGAUCGGGUCGUUGGAGUCCGAGGAAGAGAUCAGCAACCGUGCGGAUAGAAGAAGGGGGCAGACGAAACGGAACGAUGUGGCGUGGGCAGCCUUCGACAAGGCGACAUCGAACCAGAGGGAACGGUCUAUGUCGUUGAACAGCGAGGGCCUCGAGGGACUAAUUCCAAGGGCUAAACUGCUGCUAACUAUCGGUGGAACAUUCUUUCUGGGGUUUUGGCCUCUGAUCCUGAUUACCGUUGGCUUCAUUUUGUGUCUAUACAUUUGUCUUGGACCAAGUUUCCUGCCUGACGCCAGCAAGGUACCAGUAUCGCCACCACCUUAUAUAGAUCCUUACACACUAUUAGAGGAUGAAAGGAUAUCUCAGGUGGCAUCUCAUGUGAUCUAAAUCACCUUUACGUUUCGAUCAAUCCCAAGAUGUCAAUAAGACCAAUAUGCCUGUAAUAUUCUGUGGCCUCCUGUAAAUUUUUAGUUCUGGCUGCUGAGACAGUUUCGUCAGACAAAUUCUUCGUAUGGUGUUUAUGCUGCUGUACUUCAGCUC
Messenger RNA from Musa acuminata AAA Group (dessert banana), 885 nucleotides. RefSeq lists its product as uncharacterized. The coding region runs from base 124 to 732 and encodes 202 amino acids. The record is from RefSeq and is a predicted model, not a curated record. Lineage: Eukaryota; Viridiplantae; Streptophyta; Magnoliopsida; Zingiberales; Musaceae. The transcript is spliced from 4 exons.